Polychytrium aggregatum is the source of this 1849-nucleotide messenger RNA. RefSeq lists its product as uncharacterized. Gene Ontology annotation, biological process: response to UV; error-prone translesion synthesis; mitochondrial DNA replication. Gene Ontology annotation, molecular function: DNA-directed DNA polymerase activity; chromatin binding. The transcript is spliced from 7 exons. NCBI's taxonomy places the organism in Eukaryota, Fungi, Chytridiomycota, Chytridiomycetes, Polychytriales. The record is from RefSeq and is a predicted model, not a curated record. Gene Ontology annotation, cellular component: nucleus; mitochondrial matrix. Bases 132 to 1586 code for a protein of 484 amino acids.
UCGGUGUCGGUCGUUGGAUCAGGUUCGGAGCUGGUGUCGGUGCUUGUGGCGGCCGGACGGGAUUUUUCUUUUUGGCGGCCCGCGCAGCGCAGCCUCCGUCACGUGUCGCUGUGUGCGUGACACAAACAUGCAUGGCUCUCGCCGUCUCCCGGCUCACCGCCAGGCCCGACAGCCUUGCAUUGCACUCGCGCCGGCUGCCCAACACACCCGAGAUGGAUGGCGGCGCUCGAAAGAGGUCGUCGUCUUCUGGGCGGGAAGACCUUCAGAGCCCAGAUGCACAGCUCUCAAAGCGUCUCGCAAGCACUCCCGGUGCGCGUGAUGACCAAUUGCCUGCGAUUGUUUCUUGGUGCCAAACUGCCCUCCCCAAUCGCUUGCUGACCUGCAACCUCGGGCUCUUACACCGGGCACCAGCUCCUCCAGCCAGCUUCUACGGCUCCAGUCGCGUGAGCAGCAGACACGAGGAAACCCAUGCCAAGCGAUGGGCCCAGGUUCUCAAGACCUUGAAAGUCGUUGGCACGCCACACUCGCCGAGGCAAAGCACCUUGAUGCUUUUCAAGAAACAGGAAUUGGCUUUUGAGUAUCAGAGGACGUGCUCCAAUCCAGUCCACGUAUUCUCCUUCGAGACAGAUAUUUCCAAUCCGGGCAAGCGAAAGUUCCUCGCCACCACGUACCCGCAUUUUUGGGAGCAUUAUCUCACACUCGACCAGCGCCACUACUACGAGGUUAUCAAAGAAGGAAUGCCAUGCAAGCUCUACUUUGAUCUCGAAUUCAUGACCCAGGACAAUCCCAAUCUCGACCAUGAGCGGGUCAUGGCCACCUUCAUCCAGCUUCUACUCGACGAGCUGCUCAACAAGUUUGGGAUCCGAUGCCGCCCAGAACAUAUUGUGGAUUUGUCGUCAACGACAACAUCAAAGUUUUCCCGCCACAUCAUCGUCAACCUCCCCGGGGCCGUCUUUCAAGACAAUGGCCAUGUCGGUCGGUUCGUUUCGUAUCUCAUAUCUCGGAUCCAUGAAUACAGCCAAGGAAAUGGCGAAACUAGCGUCAAGUUUGCUGAGCUCAUCGUCAAACAUCCAUCGAGCGGCCGGGCGGUAUUCAUCGAUGAGAGUGUGUACAGCAAAAAUCGCAACUUUCGCAUCAUAUAUUCAUCCAAAAUUGGCAAAUCAUCGCCUCUCUUGCGAGCAGACAAGCCUGCACUGGAUCAACGGAUCGAAAACGAGACCUUCAAGUUCUUCAAAGAAAGUCUUGUGUGUGCAGUGGAGUAUGACGAUGACCUGCGACUCCUCUCGUUUGGCGAAAGUCCGGUGCUCCGUUUCCCAGGGCCGCUUUCGGGGCGCAGCAAUGACGCAGCGCAAACGACAUCCUCGCAGCCAUCGCCAUUUCCUCAAAUCGAUGAAUAUGUUUUGAGGUCGAUCCAAAGCCGGAAUCCGAGGGCCUGUUUUCGAUCGGCCACAUAUUUCCCCGAAAGCAAAUCUCUCGUCUAUGCCAUUGGUAACGAUCGAUUUUGCUUCAACAUCGGACGGCAGCACAAAAGCAAUGGCGUUUACUACGUCGCCAGCCUCAACAAUGGUACAUUUACCCAAAGGUAAUGUCAUGCGAUUGGUGAAUAUCUCGGCCAUAACCCAGCUGCUCCAGGAACCGCGCUGUUAUGAACAAUUCGAAGGGCCAACUGAUUUGAUAUGAUUUGAUAUGAUUUGAUUGGUGGUAUGCCAUUGCACAUCCACCUACAGAUGCUACGAUGUUGAUUGUCGCCGCUUCCGCUCGGCCGAGCAAACUAUCCCGUUAUCACUGGUGCCAUUUGCCCUCGACACCGUCAGGCCCGAUCUCGACGACGAGAGCGACAAUCAGCCCG